This is a messenger RNA of Trichobilharzia regenti, 4153 nucleotides long. Lineage: Eukaryota; Metazoa; Platyhelminthes; Trematoda; Strigeidida; Schistosomatidae. The record is from the annotation of a GenBank genome assembly.
GGAACAUAGGGCUUCAAAUGUGACGUCAUAAAGGGAAUUUGUAUCUCGUUUGUGUGUGUUUUACAUUUAUAUAUGUUUCUCUUAACCGAGCCCUUUGGGAAGCAAAGUUACCACAGUUGGUAUUAAUUUAAAUUUGAAUAGAAAUUUGAUCACCGUUUGCCCAGAGACUUUUUUGGUCAGUCACUUCAGAAAGGUUUGCUUAAAGUUGAUAAAAUUACCUGACACUCAUUUUUCACAGUUCGUUUCCUCUGAUUUACUUUAAGGUAGAAAAUCGGGAGGAAAACUGUUCGCUGAUGGAUUAUACAUACAUACAUAUAUAUGGUUCUCAACUGUCAUUCGCAGAAAUUUAUCAACACCAUUGUAUCCAAAUAUCUACCAUCAUAAGUAUUCUCUUAAGAAACAAGUUAUUUUGAAUAUUAUUAUAUGGGUUUUGUAAUAAUUUGUUCAGUUAACAUGGCCCAGUAGCCUUUUAUUCAUAUAACAAGCAACUUUGGGCAAGCUACAAUUGAAAUGAAUACUUAUUAAAAGAAGGCUAGAUUUUGGUGGUUGAAAAUAAUCUUCAAAUAAAAUUCAAUUAUUUAAAUGGUUGAACUUAAGUGCUCAGUGUUUAUAAACCCUGAAGGAAACAUUUUUGAAUAACAAACCUAAAAUACUCGAUUCCAAGGAUUCGAAGAAGCUUACUUUGGAGGAAAUGCGCUCCAUCAUCAAAAUCUUAGGAAUAUGGUCUAGUAUAUCAAGACAAUUUAAACAGAUCCAGAUCAAUCUCUCAGCGCAGUUGGACUCCACUAGUGCUAAUACUCAUUCUGAGCAGACAGUUAGUGAAAAUUCAAGCGAUCGUUUUGGAGAAGAACUUCAAAGAUCAGAGGCUAACAUUAGGAAUACCUUUGAUUUGAAGUAUUUUGAAUCAGUUUUAUCUUUUGACCAACUGAAUGAAUACAAGUGGGAUAAGUUGGUUGAUUCGUGCAGUUCAGUGCAGCGCAAAAGGCCUAAAAGUGCAUUAAAGAAGUCAAACGAUGAAUCAAUGAAUUCAGAUAAAAUAAACGUAGCAAGUGAAUCAGAGACAAUAUUAUGGCAGCCUGUUUAUACAAUGAAUACAUCCCUAAUGAAAUCUCUAGUUAAUUAUACAUUACAGUCAAUACAAGAUUAUGCCAAACAACUACAGCUUGCAUCUAAUCCAACUGCAUUGAAUCUAAUGAACAGCAGUAAAGAAGGCUUAAAUCGAUGCAAAAACAACUUAAACACUGAAUAUUAUAAUUGUUUGAAUUUACUAUUACAAACACCAGUAUUUGCUACAUCUGUUCAUGGGCCGCUAUUCAAUGCCUCUGACGUAUCUAUAAGUGAAUUUUGGUGUCACAGAGAGAAAAAUAUACUUGAUGAACAGUUUAAUCCUGGUUUGACUGCACAAAAUAGACUGUGUUCAUGGAAUGGAGCUGUGGGAACUGGAGCAGGAUUACCAAUGCUUGGAAUGUAUAUCAGCAGUUCUGUACAGAACUUUAUUGCUUUCACCCUUGAAAUUCUCUUGCCAAUGAUAUUAAAUCUCUUACAAGUUGAUGUCAAUGAGCAGAAGUCAAAAUUACAAUCUGAUGAUGACAGUCAGAAUGCAAAGAAUGAAUUGAACAGCACAGAUGAUAAUGUUGACGCUACUUUGAAUGCAAAUAAACCUGUGGAUGAUAAUUCCAAUGAUGAUAGUCUGCGUAUUUCAAUUCUUUACCUAAUCAAUGUCUUAUUGACUAUUUUAAAUGGACAUGGUAUGAAUAAGUUACCUGAAUGUGGUGACAGCAGUGAUACUGAUACUACUGAUAGUGAAUUUGGCAUCAGCAAUAGUAGUGCUGAAUUUGUUGGUUUAACCGCACAACUAAGUACAAUCACUUUGUCUGUUGACUGGGAUUUCAAUGGGAUCGAAAAGUUGGCAUUCUGCAUUUCAGACUGUUUAAGCCUACGUGCGUUAUGCAGCCUGUUGGCGUCCAUAUUUCAAAAGCAAUACGAAGUUUUGUUUAAAACAUCCAAGUUUAAUGGACAAGAUAAUAUAGCUUCCCAUUUCUUAGGAUGUAUUAAAGAAUACGAUGUAUCGAUACGUUUGUUGAGUGAACAGAUUACUGAUAUCACUUUAGUAUAUUAUUACAAAACGGGUUUCACUAUCGGUGAGGAUUUGAAAUGUGUAAACGAACUGAAAUUAUUACUGCCUAGUCAUUUCACUUUACAGACUGAUCAAGCUGUUAUAGGAAAUUUAAGCAAGCCGAUUCACUUGAUGUGGCUUAUUAUUUCCAAUUUAUGGUCAAUAUUAAUUCACACAUGUCCUGGUGGUUUAGCAAGACAAAUUUUGGCACAUGUUAGUUCAAAGAUUCUUGAGUCUGCAGUACAACAACUUCACAUCGCUAAAACGAAUUCCAACUCCGAUUAUACUUUACAGUUCAGAGAUGAGUUAUCGUUUGUCCUCGGAAUUGCGAAAUUUGUUCUUUAUCGAUGUGCUGAAACAAUUUCAGAAGUACUUGGAUUAAGUAAUCUCUCAGUUGAAAUGAACAGUAUACAUACAGCAGCUUUACUAACUACUCAAAUGUUCAUAUCAUGUUUUGCUCCAAGGGAUUUAUGGAAUAAACUUCACGAAGAAGGAUUUUACAAUCAAAUAGCACAAGAUUCAAGUAGAACAUUCGAUUUCAGUCUUUCGAAUUGGUUGAGAAUCGUGGAUCCACCGGUAUUCACUGAUAUUCCUAUACAUUUAAUGAAAGAACGUCCUCAACAAACAGAAUCUGAAAUCGAACUGAUACUACUAUCAGCAUCAGAACACUUCGAACCACUCAGAAUAAUCAGUCUCUUAACAUCAUGCAAUUACAAAUUAAGUUUAGCGAUUCUUGAAUCGCCUUAUUUGAAUGAACUGAAUAAUUUGUUAACAAGUGGAGAGAAAACUGUUGCACGUCAGCUAUUCAUGGCUAUAUCAAAUAUAUUGGACUCCAUACCAGAGUAUGCGGACUUUUUAGGCAAAGUUGUAGAACUAACAAUCUCAAGAACAGAAACUGAUAAACUGUUCAGUCGGACGAAAUUAAAUUAUGAGGAAUGGCCCUUAUGGUUCGAUGUACUAGUGCAACUGAUGUUUGAGCCUCUUGAAAGAAUAUGGAUCCGUUUCAAAGAGUUGAAGCAUCAGAGAUUAGAAGAGGAUGAAUCUUUUCAAGACUAUAAUUUAUCAGAUAAAUUAAACGAGAAUCCAGAAACUGUCUUCACUAAUUAUACUCCUAGAAGAAGAGCUUACUGGAAUGAUUUAUUCCAUCUGAUCAAAUGCCAUGUGGAUGUCCAGUUGUCGAAUACUCCUGAUAAUAAUAGUAAUGCUAAUGGCAGUAUUUCAGCUAGUUCAGAUAAAUAUCAGUCGAAAAUUACGUCAAAACUGGAGAUUGAACAAGAAAUUAGUAAUUAUUCAAAUUAUUAUCAAAAAGGCGGCUUCACUAAACAGAUAUGGUUUGAACUGGCGCAUGAUAUUAUUCGUUUGCCUGUAAUAAACUGUUCUGCCGGUGUACAGUUAGCACUAGCUAAAAUUAAUGAUAUCGCAAUGGACAAACUAGCUGAGCAUUCACAAGAUAUAAACACUGGCUGUAGUAAUUUAUUCUAUGGACAACAUUUUGCAAUACAUCUGGUGAUAUUAUUUUUAAAUUAUCGCAUAGACAAAGAGAUUAAAAUGAAAUCGUCCAAUGGUGAAUAUGAGAAUCAAGAAAAAUGUGAUGUUGAACGCUUACAAUAUUUAAUAUUGCUGGAAUAUUUAUGCUCCUUGUUAGACUUGAAUGUUGAAAAUGAAGAAAUCUAUGCUUGUAAAAAACGUGUUAAGGCGUUUCUGGACGACCGAAAAUCUGAGGGGAGUGAUUCUGAGCCAGUCGUAACAGGAAAUUCAAGUAAAAUUUUCAAGAAUAUCCAAAAUCUACGAUUUGUGCAACACAAAGCAUUACCAGAUUUAUUCUUUAUGCAUGAAUUUCUACAUGCAAAUAUAACUUGGGUUGGUGAACUGAUUCGUAGUGGAAAAUGUUAUGCAGGUCCAGCAACAACAGCUAUUCCACGCUUCCAACUUGAUGACAAUUCAAAUUCAAAUGUAUGCAUUCAAUUAAUCAACCCUAUCGAAGAAAUCAACUGGGAGGAGAUAUAUUGUACUAAUAUUGGACUUCAAGAAUUAUAA